UCGAUUCGAGAGAUACGAUUUGACCUACUGAAGGUGUAAAAAGGUCGGUGGAAAUCGGUAAAAAAUAAUAAUUAGCAAAUAAUAUUCGAACGAAACUUUAAAUUGUUUUUAUUAAAAGUGACGACAAAAUACUCCAACUAAACAAACAAAGCAAUCAACUGUAGUCUAUCGUAUUUGACAAACAACAACAGCAAGUCUUGUCGGGAAAAAUGUUGAGAACAAUUGCCAGCCGUAAUGAAUGGAUUUUCCGUAGAACAGCGACUAAUGUAACGCGUUCAGCUGCCCGUGUACUUAGUUCACAAGCGGCCAGGAAUUUACCAUUAAUCAGAUCUUCUGGAAAAAUUUUAACCAAACAAACUAAACCUUUGGGAGUAUGGAAUACAAAUUUUGUACGUGCUUAUGCCGAUUAUCCCGAUCAUAUCAAAGUUGCUUUGCCAGCUUUAUCGCCAACUAUGGACCAGGGCACCAUUGUUAGUUGGGAAAAGAAGGAAGGCGACAAAUUGAAUGAAGGUGAUCUCUUGGCUGAAAUUGAGACCGACAAGGCUACCAUGGGUUUUGAAACACCUGAAGAGGGUUACUUGGCCAAAAUUGUUAUACCCGCCGGUACUAAAGACGUGCCAAUUGGUAAAUUGGUGUGUAUUAUUGUACAGGAAGAAGCUGAUGUUGCUGCUUUUAAGGACUUCAAAGACACAGCCGGUCCAGCUAAGCCAGCAGCUGCCCCAGCACCAGCUGCCGCUGCUGCUCCACCACCACCUCCAACACCAGUCGUUGUUGCUGCUCCUCCAUCACCUCCACCAGUAGCCGCAGCACCCGCACCUGUUGGCGGUAAGGGUUUAACCGCUGUGGAACAACGUGGUCCACGCGUUUACGCCAGUCCGAUGGCAAAAAAAUUGGCUGAAGCCCAACAAUUACGUUUAGAAGGACGUGGCAGUGGUGUUCAUGGUUCCAUUAAAUCCUCCGAUCUUGCAGGCAUGUCCGCAGCUGCACCAGCUGCCGCUGCAACAGUUACCGCACCCCAAGGUGGCUACAUUGACAUCCCUGUCAGCAAUGUUAGAGGUGUUAUUGCCAAGCGUUUAUUGGAAUCUAAACAACAAAUACCUCAUUACUAUGUAACCGUAGAGUGCCAAGUGGAUAAUCUCAUGAAACUCCGUGCUAAAGUUAAUAAGAAAUACGAAAAACAAGGAGUUAAAGUAUCUGUUAAUGAUUUCAUUAUCAAAGCUACUGCCAUCGCCUGUCGUAAAGUACCCGAAUCAAACUCCUAUUGGAUGGGCAAUGUUAUCAGACAAUUCGACAAUGUUGAUGUCUCUGUUGCCGUUUCAACCGAUAAAGGUUUAAUUACCCCCAUCGUUUUCAGCGCUGAUCGCAAAGGCGUUGUUGAAAUUUCCAAAAAUGUUAAGGAAUUAGCUGGUAAAGCACGUGACAACAAACUUCAACCUCAUGAAUUCCAAGGAGGCACCGUCAGCGUUUCUAAUUUGGGAAUGUUUGGAGUUACACAAUUUUGUGCUGUCAUCAAUCCACCACAGUCUUGCAUUUUAGCUGUAGGCACAACUGAAAAGAAACUCAUUGCCGAUCCCGAUAGCCUUAAAGGUUUCAAGGAAGUCAAUGUAAUGAAAGUCACCCUAUCUGCCGAUCAUAGAACUGUUGAUGGUGCCGUAGCUGCUAAAUGGUUACAACACUUCCAAGAAUUUAUUGAAGAUCCUGCUUCUAUGAUUCUUUAAGAAUCUACUUUCUCUACAUUACAUUUGAAAUUUUCAUGUCACCUUAAUAUCCUGCCAUAAGUUUACAACAAUAUAUGGUUGGCAUUCAACGAAUGAGUGGAAUAUUAUGAAAUCAUACCUACCUACUUACAUAUAUAUCUAUACAACACAUUUCUAGUAAAUUGUGCGUUAUUUUAAAAACAAAUAUUAGAAAAUUUUAAUUGGAUUUAUUACAGAAGGAUGGAUUUUUGUUUGUUAUGUUGAAGUAAAAAUUGUAUUUAUUUAACUUUUUGUUGUAAAAGAAAAACAAACACUUCAAAGGAAAAGAGAAAACACAAAAUGAUAAUUACUAUUGAAAAGAUAUUUAAUAAUAAAAGAGAAGAUGCUUCAACGAUAUUUCAAUUACAAAUUAAACAUUAUUUUAAGCUUUAGUCCCAAAUAGAAAAAUGAACAACACUAACACCAUCAAACUUUGUAAAAAAAUAAAACAAAAAUCAUUUAUUUAUAAUUUGUUGUUGCUAAUCGUAUUGCAUUCAAUUAUGAAAUAUGUACGAAUAAACAUAGAAAAAUCACUCUGUAAUAUAAAAUA
Messenger RNA from Lucilia cuprina (Australian sheep blowfly), 2286 nucleotides. It is a transcript of the gene muc, whose product is annotated as dihydrolipoyllysine-residue acetyltransferase component of pyruvate dehydrogenase complex, mitochondrial. Gene Ontology annotation, molecular function: dihydrolipoyllysine-residue acetyltransferase activity. The record is from RefSeq and is a predicted model, not a curated record. Gene Ontology annotation, biological process: pyruvate decarboxylation to acetyl-CoA. The transcript has 8 exons. Bases 210 to 1718 code for a protein of 502 amino acids. NCBI's taxonomy places the organism in Eukaryota, Metazoa, Arthropoda, Insecta, Diptera, Calliphoridae. Gene Ontology annotation, cellular component: pyruvate dehydrogenase complex.